Solanum tuberosum (potato) is the source of this 3323-nucleotide messenger RNA. RefSeq names its product pentatricopeptide repeat-containing protein At4g04370. The record is from RefSeq and is a predicted model, not a curated record. Lineage: Eukaryota; Viridiplantae; Streptophyta; Magnoliopsida; Solanales; Solanaceae. Bases 171 to 2432 code for a protein of 753 amino acids. Gene Ontology annotation, molecular function: protein binding; RNA binding. Gene Ontology annotation, biological process: RNA modification. The transcript has 3 exons.
UAUCUCUAAUGGCGCUUCAUGUAUUAUUUAGUCAUAAACUAUAGCUCAUUGUAACUUCUAAGAGAGGGAUCAGUACCAAUAUGAAAAUUGGCGCCUUGUGGUGUACCUUCCAUAAAUUUUUAACAAAAAGUUCAGCGCAGAAAAAACCUGGAAGAAUGUGACCAUGAAUUAUGCAUAAGCUCAAACUCAACAUCCUCUUCCACCCUUUAAAACAGCCGCCAUUUCGCCACUCCGCCGCUGCUGCCGCCGCCACCAAGUCCUUCAACGCCACCCUCCACCGCCUUUCCUCAGAAGGUUUCCACCAUCAUGCUUUACUCACAUACAACUCCAUGCUCAAGUCCUCUGUACCUCCUGACCCUUUCACUUUCCCUACUCUCCUCAAAGCCUGCAUUUCUCUUAACCUCCUCCGGCACGGUCUUUUGCUACACCAACACGUGGUCGUUAAUGGAUUUUCUUCUGAUUCUUAUAUUGGGUCAUCCUUAAUCAGUUUUUAUUCCUCUUUUGGGCUUACAGAGCAUGCACAGAAAGUGUUUGAUACAAUGCCUGAGAGGAACAUUGUCCCGUGGACGACUGUUAUUGGGUGUUAUACACGAACUGGUGAUUUUGAGCAUGCUUUUUACCUGUACAAUUCUAUGCUACAAGAAGGAAUAAAGCCGACUUCUGUUACCUUGUUGACUCUGCUUUCUGGAGUAUCAGAGAGCAUUCAUGUGGAGUGUUUGCAUACUUGUAUAGUAAAAUAUGGUUUUAUGGGUCACAUUGCUUUGUUGAAUUCUAUGUUGAAUGUGUACGGUAAAUGUGGAAGAAUUGAGUAUGCUAGGAAGUUAUUUGAGUGGAUGGACGAAAAAGAUAUUGUUUCUUGGAAUUCUUUGGUUUCAGGGUGUGCUUUAGUGGGGAACACAGAAGAAUUAUUGACGCUUAUGUACAGGAUGAGGUCAGAAAAUUCAUGGCCUGAUCAUCAAACAUAUGGGGCGUUGGUUUCCGCAAUUGCAAAAGAUGGUAGUGCUGAAUUUGGAAAAGUGGUGCAUGGACAGAUAGUUGCUGCUGGAUUUGAAUUAGAUGUGCAUCUUCAGACAUCACUUAUGUUUAUGUAUUUAAAAUGUAGGAACAUGGAUUAUACGUUUAAGAUUUUUGAGCGAGCAAAAGAUAAAGAUGUAGUUUUGUGGACAACUAUUAUCUCAGGACUUGUUCAGAAUGAACGUGCAGAUAGAGCACUUGAAGUGUUUCAAAGCAUGUUGUGUAGUAGAAUUGAACCUUCUACAACUACCAUAGCAAGUGCACUUGCAGCUUGUGCUAAAUUAGGUUCAUUGAAAGUAGGAACUUCUAUACAUGGCUAUAUGUUGAGGCAAAGAAUGGCCAUUGACACUCCUGCCCAAAAUUCUCUUAUCACUAUGUAUUCAAAAUGUGGCUAUUUGAAGCAAGCUCUUAUUGUUUUUCAUAUGAUAAAAAACAGAGAUGUGGUCUCCUGGAAUGCAAUUGUUGCAGGGAAUGCCCAGAAUGGGCAUUUAUCAAUGGCCUUGCAUUUGUUUAAUGAAAUGAGGAUAGCCCAUCAAAGACCUGAUUCAGUAACAGUGGUUUGCCUUCUUCAAAUUUGUGCCUCAAUUGGAGCAUAUCAGCAAGGGAAGUGGAUCCACAAUCUUGUUGUAAGGAGCUAUCUUGAACCUUGCGUUAAGAUAGGUACAGCUUUGGUUGAUAUGUACUGCAAAUGUGGUGACUUAGACAGUGCGAAGAAGUGUUUUGACAGGGUCAUAGAACGUGAUCUCAUUUUAUGGAGCACAAUUAUUUCUGGAUAUGGCAGUCAUGGCAAAGGGGAGACUGCCCUGGCGUUGUAUAUGGAGCUUGUGCAAAGUGGUCUUACACCAAACAGUAUUAUUUUCUUAUCUGUUCUUUAUGCAUGUAGUCAUAAUGGACUUGUGGACCAUGGUUUGAACUUGUUUGAUACUAUGGCAAGGGAUUUUAAGAUUGAACCUGAACUCGAACAUUGUGCAUGUAUAGUUGACCUACUUUGUCGAGCCGGUAGGGUGAAAGAUGCAUACAACUUCUAUAAAAUGAAAUUUCCAGAACCAAUGGCCAAUGCUUUGGGUAUAAUUCUUGAUGCUUGCAAAACAAAAGCCCUGGAAGAACUUAGGGAUGUCAUUGCCAAAGAAAUCUCAGAGUUAGAUCAUGAGGACGCUGGAAGGUAUGUGCAAUUGGCUCAUAGUUAUGCUUCAAUGGCCCAGUGGGAGGGCGUUGGUAAGACCUGGGUCCAGAUGAGAGAACUUGGGCUCAAAAAGCUUCCUGGUUGGAGUUUUAUUGACUUACAUGGAGUAAUAACAACUUUUUUUAUGGGCCAAACCUCUCAUCCUCAGCAGGAAGAUAUAAUGUUGGUUGUGAAGAAUUUGAGUGAGGAGAUUAGUGAAAGGGUAAUCAUGUCUAACACAGAGGAUAUAUCAUAAGCGCUUAUGAACAACAUCUUCUUCGUGGUGUUUUUUCCAUUGGGGAUACUCGACGGUAAAUGUCAAUUUGUUCAGUAUGUCACUAUGGUACUAGAUAUUGAACAAGGAAAUAUCAGUUUAAUCUGACCGCAAGCAAGGAUUCCAGGAAGUGUUACAACUACUAACUGCCAAUCCACCGAUGGUGAAGGGGGAAGCUCCAUUGUUUAUUGUCAGUGAAAUUCAUUGUCAGAAUUGCCUAGGGAGAUGUUGUCAGUGAUAUUCAAUUCCAACUUUCCUCCUGCCUCCAAUCCACUGACUCUUCCUGCAGUCACUCGUCAUUCUAUGCUUGUCGCCUAUGACCUCCUUAAGGAAUCUAAGACUUAUUUUCUAUCAAGAAGCAGUUGGUCUAACACUACUAUAUUAGGUUGAGAUGGGCAGUUCAAAUGAUUGAAUUGGAUCUACUGUUUGGGGCAAGGGGGUUUCCAAAGAAGCAACCGAACUAGGUUGAUGCACCUAUUUUAGUGAAAGAACCAUUGUACCUUGAAUUCUUGCAGCUCUGAUUGUGGAAGCUGGAGCAUUUACACAUUACCUCAGUUCAUGCGUUUAAACAUUGUGGCAGAUUGUCAAACAUUUACUACUCUCGGUUUCGGCGUCUAAAUGAAAAAAAACUGACAAGUAUAUUGUUCAACCCUCUUUAUUUAUACCACGCGACUUCAACCUCACUGGCUAUGUUGGUUAUACAUCUGUUGUUUUAUAUUCAUUACUACUGCUGGGCAUAGUAUUAGCUCUGAUCUAGAUGUUUUUAAUAAUGCACAAACAUCUCGUGUGAAUCGUCCAAGAAAAAAAGGACUAGUGUGGAUUCUACGUGGGUAUUCCAUUCAAUUGAUAUUAUAGUCUAUUCACUUUCUUUUU